CUCACAAUCACAAGCCACACCCAUGGCGACGACGGCCCAUCCGGCGCUCCCCUUGCUCAUCGUCCUAGCAUGUGCCGGCGCCGCCAGCGGGUUCUACCUCCCCGGCGUCGCCCCCGCCGACUUCCGCAAGAACGACUUGCUCGCCGUGAAGGUGAACCAGCUGAGCUCCAUCAAGACGCAGCUGCCAUACUCCUACUACUCCCUCCCCUUCUGCAGGCCGGACACCAUCGUCAACAGCGCCGAGAACCUCGGCCAGGUCCUCCGCGGCGACCGAAUCGAGAACUCACCCUACGUGUUCGAGAUGAUGGAGCCUAAACUGUGUCAGAUCGCGUGCAAGGUUGUUCUGACCGAGCAGGGAGCAAAGGACAUCAUGGAGAAAAUCCACGACGAGUACCGUGUAAACAUGAUUCUUGACAACCUCCCUAUGGUCGUCCCGAUUGAGAGAUUGGAUAGAGACGCGCCUCCAUUCUAUCAGCAAGGUGUGCACGUGGGUGUCAAGGGCCACUACGCUGGGAGUAAUGAAUUCAAGUAUUUCAUCCACAACCACUACUCAUUUCUCGUGAAGUAUAACAAGGAUGCACAAACAGAUCUCGCUAGGAUUGUGGCCUUUGAGGUUAAACCGUUCAGUCUUAAACAUGAAUUCGAUGGUGAUUGGAAGGGGAAUGCAACUCGACUUAAAACCUGUAAUACACAAUCUGAGCAUCUAAUAGUGAACUCCGAUGGGCCUGAAGAAGUAAAGGCAAACAAAGAGAUCAUUUUCACCUAUGAUGUUAACUUUGAGGAAAGCAGUAUCCAGUGGUCAUCCCGCUGGGACACCUACCUCCGCACGCCUGACGAUCAUUGGUUUUCCAUCGUGAAUUCUCUGACCACGGUCCUCUUCCUGUCUGUGAUGGUUGCCAUGAUCAUGCUCCGAACUCUGUACCGCGAUAUUUCCAAGUACAACCAGCUAGAGGACCAGGAGGAGGCCCAAGAGGAGUCUGGAUGGAAGCUUCUCCAUGGCGAUGUGUUCAGGCCUCCUGCCAAUGCCGACCUGCUGUGCGUGUACGUGGGCACAGGUGUACAAUUCUUUGGGAUGCUGCUGGUCACCUUGCUGAUUGCCAUCCUGGGGCUCCUGUCACCUUCAAACCGUGGAGGGUUCAUGACAGCCAUGAUCCUGCUCUGGGUCUUCAUGGGCCUGCUUGCAGGGUACUCCAUUGCACGUCUUCACAAGAUGUUCGGGGGGCUGGAAUGGGAGAAGGUCGCCAUCAAGACGGUCUUGGUAUUCCCUGGAGUCGUCUUCGUGAUAUUCUUUGCCCUGAACAGGCUCCUCUGGGGCGUGAAAUCAUCUGGGGCUGUGCCAUUCACCACCAUGUUGGCACUGGUUUUCCUGUGGCUCGGAAUCUCAAUGCCACUCAUCUUCGUCGGCAGCUACCUUGGGUUUAGGAAGCCUGCCAUACAGGGCCCAGUGAGGACAAACAAGAUCCCACGCCUGAUACCGCAGCAGCCAUGGUAUAUGAACCCAGCCGUCUCGGUGUUGGUCGGAGGUAUCCUACCCUUUGGUGCAGUGUUCAUGGAGCUCUUCUUCAUCCUGACAACGAUCUGGAUGCACCAGUUCUACUACAUCUUCGGGUUCCUGUUCCUCGUCUUUGUGAUCCUGAUAGUGACCUGCGCCGAGAUCACCAUCGUGCUUUGCUAUUUCCAGCUGUGCAGUGAGGACUACCAGUGGUGGUGGAGGUCCUACCUGACACCCGGCUCGUCGGCUCUGUACCUCUUCCUGUAUGCAGCAUUCUAUUUCUUCACGAAACUGCAGAUCACGAAGGCGGUCUCCGGCGUGCUCUACUUCGGCUACAUGCUCAUCGCGGCUUAUGCCUUCUUUGUACUCACCGGCACCAUUGGCUUUUAUGCCUGCUUCUGGUUCACCAGGCUUAUAUACUCUUCGGUGAAGAUUGACUAGGAAGCUAGAAUGCCAUCGUUUCAUGGUCGGCAAGAGAAAUCAGAGGUCAAUGUUGUGAAAGAAUACAUGAAAUGAUGAAAAUGUAGCAUGGUUUAUGCACAAAAGUAAGGUGUCCAUAGGGUAUCUAUUCGUCUGAUAAUUCAGUUACACUUUUGCGUUCAGUAAAACUUGAGGUAUGUGCGCUCAUUAUUAUCACGCAGUAUACAGAAUUGAGAUGGUACUUCUAGCCUGAAAUGCUGAGCAUUUCAUGUUGACAUGUUGUACUCCUUCUCUUUCAUACAAAAGAUGAGUCGUCAUUUGGGGCAGGGGCAUGACCACAGUCUACAAAAGAUAAUACUUUCACUAUGUUUUCUAUGAGGAAGUAAUAUUUCAAUUAAAAGACUGUACGAUAUUGUAAUAUUUUUUCAUCAUAAGUCUAGUAAAAAUGAUUGUGGUGUC
Molecule: messenger RNA, 2371 nt
Organism: Zea mays
Lineage: Eukaryota; Viridiplantae; Streptophyta; Magnoliopsida; Poales; Poaceae
Product: transmembrane 9 family protein member 4
Biological process (GO): protein localization to membrane
Cellular component (GO): membrane
Source: RefSeq, marked provisional